Messenger RNA from Thunnus maccoyii (southern bluefin tuna), 2803 nucleotides. RefSeq names its product nuclear factor I/Xb (gene nfixb). Gene Ontology annotation, cellular component: nucleus. The record is from RefSeq and is a predicted model, not a curated record. The transcript has 13 exons. Gene Ontology annotation, biological process: regulation of transcription by RNA polymerase II. Bases 845 to 2344 code for a protein of 499 amino acids. Lineage: Eukaryota; Metazoa; Chordata; Actinopteri; Scombriformes; Scombridae. Gene Ontology annotation, molecular function: DNA-binding transcription factor activity, RNA polymerase II-specific; RNA polymerase II cis-regulatory region sequence-specific DNA binding.
GGCUGCUCGGUGUCUCACGCGGGGAUACACGGGGAGACGCACAUUUCACCUCCUCGUUAUUGUGUGUAGUCUCUGCGGACAGUGCCGGCUGGCUUUGCCCACCAAGUCCCCGCUAGUCUCACCAACUCUGAUGUCUCUGAUGUUGCGACAUCCGUGCUGCCACAUGCCGACUUUUGUUUUAGUCGCCGUUCUCUCCGCAACUUUCUCCGGACACUGAGGAACAGGUGGAGGAGCACCGGGGAGGAACUCCACUUUUUCAUGAGAGCAAAGCCGGAGCAUGCACAAGGGAAAGCGCGCGGCGUCGUCCCUUUUGCAGGAGCAACAGCUGAUUUGGUGAGCGCGUAAGCAGAGAGUGCAGGCUACUUACUGUCGGUGCACAGCCAGACUCCUGCUCUGUCACUCGGGCUCACAGGGUGACUCUGUUGGUGGCGCAGAGCGCGGCGUCUCGGUGGACAUUACGGUACCGGGACAGACUGGAGAGAGAACCGUGCGCACUGACAGGAGACCACAGCCUUGACACCGACGAUUUUCAUGGAAAUAUCACGAGUUGAUACCGAGCAUAAACACCUUGUAUGAAGAAGUCGGGAAGCAGACAACUUGGAUUAUACAGCGCUGUUCUCUUUUGCCUUGACUGAGAACAGUUGACUACAAAUUACAAAAAAGAAAGAAAAUGUUUACCGGGCAGCAGGCCGUGUGUUAGGGCUCUUUUGCUUCCGGUAUAAGGCCCAGCUGAACAAGAAACCGAGCAGUUUUCUCUCUCCCACACACUUUUUUUUUGGAAGCCGAACUUUUCAGAGUGGAAAAUGGGUCUUUGAGAGUGUUUGGCACACUUCCCUACACCACAAUGGCAACCGAAACCUUUCUGUUGAAUGAAGAACCCUCCAGAGGUCCUGGAAUGCCUGAAUGCUUUGUAGUAUCAGAUUCAUACAGGGAUGAAUUUCAUCCCUUCAUUGAGGCCCUCCUCCCCCAUGUCCGUGCCUUCUCCUACACCUGGUUCAACCUGCAGGCCCGUAAGCGCAAGUACUUCAAGAAGCACGAAAAGAGGAUGACCAAGGACGAGGAACGCGCAGUGAAGGACGAGCUGCUGGGGGAGAAGCCAGAGAUCAAGCAGAAGUGGGCCUCGCGCCUGCUGGCCAAGCUCCGCAAGGACAUCCGGCCCGAGUUCCGCGAGGACUUUGUGCUCACCAUCACAGGGAAGAAGCCCCCCUGCUGCGUGCUGUCCAACCCCGACCAGAAGGGCAAGAUCCGCCGCAUCGACUGCCUCCGCCAGGCCGACAAGGUGUGGCGGCUGGACCUGGUGAUGGUCAUCCUGUUCAAGGGCAGCCCCCUGGAGAGCACGGAUGGGGAGCGGCUGGUCAAGUCGCCGCAGUGCUCCAACCACGGCCUGUGUGUCCAGCCGCACCACAUUGGAGUGACAGUGAAGGAGCUGGACCUCUACCUGGCCUACUUCGUCCACACACCAGAACAAUCAGGACAAUCAGACAGCUCAAACCAGCAAGGAGACACAGACGUCAAGCCCCCACCAAAUGGCCACUUGAGUUUCCAGGACUGCUUUGUGACUUCAGGGGUGUGGAACGUAGCCGAGCUGGUCCGCGUGUCACAGACUCCGGUGGCUACAGCGACAGGCCCCAACUUCUCCCUGGCUGAUCUGGACAGCCCUGGCUACUAUAACAUCAACCAGGUGACCUUGGGACGGCGCUCCAUCACCUCCACCCCCUCCACCAGGACUGAAAUGGAGCUUUAUGCAAGUCUCCCACGGAGCUCCAACAAGCGCAAGUCCAUUGACGACAGCGAGAUGGAGAGCCCGGUGGACGAUGUCUUCUACUCAGGCCGUUCCCCGGCGGCUGGCAGCAGCUCUCAGUCCAGCGGUUGGCCUAAUGAUGUGGAUGCAGUGCAGCACCAUUUGGCCAGUGUGCAGGAGAGGAAGAUUAAGCAUGAGAGCGAUGGAGUGCAGUUUCCUUACCAUGGACUCUCAUCGCCUGGUUCUCUUAAGAAGCCGGGGAAAUUCGAUUUCAGCGCCCUGUCCUCCCAGACGAGGUCCCCCCGCAUGGCGUUCACCCACCACCCACUGCCAAUGCUGGCGGGAGUGAGACCAGGGAGUCCCCGUGCUUCAGCCUCGGCCCUGCACUUCCCAUCUCCCUCCAUCAUCCAGCAGUCUAGCCCCUAUUUCACCCACCCAACCAUCCGCUACCACCACCACCCUGGACAGGAUCCCCUGAAGGAAUUUGUGCAGUUUGUCUGUGCUGAUGGCUCGGGGCAGGCCGCCGGACAGCAUACUCCACGCCAGGCGCCACAGCUCCCAACAGGUUUGUCGGCAUCGGAUCACGGGACAACAACUUUCUGAACAUCCCGCAGCAGACACAGUCUUGGUUCCUCUGACAAGACCUGUGUGCAAACCAGCAACUAGAAUUCUUUCUUUACAAUCGGAAAUAGAAAAACAGAGAAACAACCCGCAGGAUGAUAAUUGUCCUCCAACCGACCCACCGACCAGCCCUUACAGUAUGUCUCACCUAACAUUAAAUAUAACCAAGCAACGCAGGAAAAUUCAGCAGCAUGACGCUUUUAGAGGAACUCUGGACUCAUUUACCCAGUCAGAGGGAGGACCCGUUUCGAGCAAAGAUGGAUAGAUGGAAAGAUGAACGGAUGGACACGAGGAUGCAAGGAUAGUGGAGGAUAAGGGGACAAACGGCAGCAAGCAGCUAGCAGGUAUCUCUCCUGAAACCAAUGAACCAGCACAACAUGGCAGCAACGCAGGAGGAACCUGAGGAGGAAAAAGCAGUCAACUUCUCCUACUUCACAAGGA